Messenger RNA from Fomitiporia mediterranea MF3/22, 648 nucleotides. RefSeq lists its product as uncharacterized. NCBI's taxonomy places the organism in Eukaryota, Fungi, Basidiomycota, Agaricomycetes, Hymenochaetales, Hymenochaetaceae. The record is from RefSeq and is a predicted model, not a curated record. The transcript is spliced from 2 exons. Gene Ontology annotation, molecular function: nucleic acid binding. The annotation marks the transcript as partial.
GUCAAGACUGUGUAUAACAAUCUUGGACAUAAAGGAGUCUACUCUGUCCAGGCUAGACUUCUUGACUGCUUCUGGUGGCCUAGCCUUGGACCUGACAUCAAGUACUACAUCUGCACCUGCCACAAAUACCAACUCUGUCAGACAACUCAAAUCCUAAUCCCUCCCAGUGUUCUGAAGAUUGCCUCAUUAUUUGCAAAGGUACACAUUGACACUAAGUUCAUACUGAAAGCGGGAGGUGUGUGCCCAGAACUCGUUACUGACAACAGAACCCUGUUUGUUGCUGCACUAGAUUGGCUUCACAACCAAUACCACAUCAAUCACAUCUGUAUUAGCACAUACAACUCUCAAGCUAAUAGUAUUAUUGAACACUGCCACUUUGACAUACAGGAAGCCCUUAUGAAGGCUGCUGAAGGGAAUGAACUACAAUGGUAUGAACACACACAUUCUGUCUUUUGGUUGGAUCGGAUCACAAUCCAUUGCACAACUAGCAUGUCCCCUUAUUUUAUUGUCCAUAACAUUGAACCACUUCUCCCAUUUGAUAUCACAGAAGCAAUGUAUCUUACUCCAGCACCAGACAAACUCAUGACAACAACAGAACUCAUUACAACUCAAGCAUGUCAACUACAGAAACGUCUGGCCAACCUUUAA